AUGGCAAAGACGUGCUCAAGCUGCUCCGGUACGAUUAGCGGAAUUGAGUUUAUGGUUUGUCGUGGCAUUUGUGGAAAAGAAUUUCAUCUCAGCUGUGUUAGCAUCAGCAAUACCGCAGCCCGAUCCUUAAAAACACUGUCGAAAAAUGUAUACUGGAUGUGUGAUGACUGCGCCGAACUUUUCGAAAAUGCACAUUUUCGAAACCUUGCUUUUGCCCCACCUCCUCAGCAGACAGAAGUAGCUCAGCUUAGCGAAGCCAUUUCAGAACUUCGUUCUGAAAUAAAAUUGCUGUGCACUAAACCACCUGCCACGCCUGUUCCAGUACUCACGCCUGCUCGUCCUGAUUUUCGUCGUGCGCUCAAACGGUUGCGGGCUCCGGAUCCUGUUGUUAACGAACCUUGCAAAUUGGGUGCAAAGAAAUCUUCCGCAGACGUUGUUUCGGUUCCUCUAUGCGCCAACGAAACCGAGAAGCUUUUCUGGUUGUACAUUUCGCGCAUUAAACCAGAAGUAAGCGAAAACAGCGUCAUGGAGAUGGUAAAAGCGAACCUCGAAGCUGACUCUGCGCAAGUUGUAAAACUGGUACCUAGAGGCACCGACGUGAGCUCCAUGAGAUUUGUAUCAUUUAAAGUGGGUCUCGAUCCUGAGCUCAAAGAUAAGGCCCUCAACCCCGAAUCCUGGCCAAACGGUUUGAGUUUUCGCGAGUUCAUAAAUUACGACUGA
This is a messenger RNA of Uranotaenia lowii, 720 nucleotides long. RefSeq lists its product as uncharacterized. The record is from RefSeq and is a predicted model, not a curated record. Bases 1 to 720 code for a protein of 239 amino acids. The transcript has a single exon. NCBI's taxonomy places the organism in Eukaryota, Metazoa, Arthropoda, Insecta, Diptera, Culicidae.